CCCGCCAUACCUCAUUUCACCGAGGCAGUCGUUGGGAAACGCGAAAAUUUUGUGUCUCGCGAUCAGUUACUUCGACCUGUUAAAAAAUUAAAAGAAGAUGAAGUGUAUUAUUAGUAUUAUCCUCCUACUGUUAGGAUCGACACGGGCAGGCCCACCUUAUCGCUUAUGUGCACCUGAAGAGAUCACAGAUUCGUGGUGCAGUGCAUUAUCCAUUAGUCAUAGCAAUGUUGUCUGCGAAAGGGUUAAAGACCGAACUGAAUGUGCUGUUAAAAUUGUCAAGGGACGCGCAGAUUUUGGGGUUUUUAAUGCUGAAGAACUUCUACUGGCGUAUCAAUUCUAUCCAGAGGAAAUCAAGCCGAUUGCGCAAUUGAGGCACAAGGAUAGGACAGACCGAGAAUUCGACUUUCAAAGUGUCGUAGUUGUACCCGAAUCAUUUAACUCGAAUGAAGGUCUUUCGGGGCUAAAAAAUGGUGGAUUGUGUCACCCCGGAUUUUCCAAUUCACUAUGGAAUGACUAUGUCUUGAAAGCAUUCGAGAGGAAAGUAUGGAAUCAUCAAUGCCAUGCUGACUUAUCCACCGCGGAGAACGAAGCCAUUAACCUGAGGAAUUUUUUCGGAAAAGCUUGUCGACCUGGAAAAUGGGUUCAGGAUGCAAUUGAAAAUAGAAGACUGAAGGAGAAAUAUCCAGAGCUUUGCGAACUCUGCGAUAAUAGUCGCGAUUGUGAUUAUUAUAACACUGAACAUCAUGGACAUAUUGGAGCUCUCGAAUGUUUAACAUCUGGGAAAGGAAAAGCUGCAUACGCUGCCUAUGAUUACGUUUAUCAAUACUUUGGGGUGAAUCGGACCGGUCCGGAGCCGAGAGUCACCAGACCGGGAUUCCAAUUUCUUUGCCCGAAUGGAUCACUAAAACCUUUGACAGUAUCAGAGCCUUGUACAUGGGUUGCCCAGCCAUGGAGUGCAGUUGUUGCCAGGAAGGAUUUGACUCCCGCACUUGUCUCCUCAUUGAAAAAAUGGCUGAGCCCUGAUGAAAGUUUUGGAAGUUGGACACAGGCUCUGAAGCUGAUCCUUGAAAACGAAGGGCAAAUCAGUAAUUUUACCGAGGAUCAGGCACUUGGAUCUUACUUAACCACUGGGCGAGAGAUCAAUUUGUCCGGUAAAACUUGUGGAAGCACAAUUCGUUGGUGUACAAUUUCUUCAGAAGAAACCGGCAAGUGCCGAUGGAUAGCAAAAGAGGCCCUUUUGCUCGGUAUCGAACCCAAAUUUACUUGCGUCGAGACGAAUUCCACAUUCGAAUGUCUCCGGGCGAUAAACGAGAAUAUCGCUGAUAUCAUCACCAUCGAUUCAAACUACGGACAUUUAGCCAGAAAGAUUUUCAACCUGACGACGAUAUUGUACGCUGAACCAUCUAAAACUAUGAACAGCGCGAUAAUAGCAGUGGUGAAGAAUUCCACAUUAUCGCAAUUUACUAAUUUAAAAAGUUUGCAGGGAAAAACCGCUUGCUUUCCAGAAUACGGUGGAAUUGCUUGGCUAUCGCUGAUUAAUAUUGCUCGUAACAAUAAAAUUAUAUCAGACACAUGUGAUUACCCAAAAGCAAUGGCGAAUUUAUUCACCGGGGCGUGCACUCCUGGAAUCAAUGAUAUCAAUCAUUCAGAUGUGGCCGCCAAUGUGGAAAUAGUUCAGCAGCUUUGCUCUUCAUGUCCCCUGGAGAAGAACAAUUCAACGUGUUCUGCAAAUUCGGAGAAUUUAUUCUAUGGAGAUGAGGGAGUUUUGAAGUGUCUUCGAGGCCCGGGGGACAUUGGGUUCGUCGAGAUAAAAAAUAUUGGCGGAGAGUUGCGAGCGGGACUCAUCAAUCAGAAUGACUACAGAGUAUUCUGUAAAAAUGGGAGUCUCGCUGUUAACCCUGGCUUUGAUACUGAUGAAAAUUGUGCCCUGUCUGUUACGAUUGAUAGCGAGGUUGUGGGGAGAUCCAGCAAUCGAGAGGUUGAAAACAUGGAUACAACUAUCGCUCUCUUAAAACUUGAAGCCUGGUUGGGAUACACAUCACUUGCCAGGCGAACGAUUAGAAUCUAUGAUUCAUUCAUAGGUCAUCGUGAUAUGCUUUUUAAAGAAACAACUGUCGGAUUGAGGCCUAAAAACUCAAAUAUUCAAACAAUCAUUGAUUACAAGAAGUUGUUUGAAAAUAUUGAGGAUUGCCAAAAUUCUGCAGUUGAACUCAUCAGUAAUAAUCUGAUUCUCUUGGGAAGUUUAAUCACUGCUAUCAUUACGCUCAAUCAAUAAUUACGUUUUGUUAUUUGCAAAAUAUUCAGAGAUUUUUUUAUUGAUGUAGGAUACAAGGUUACAUGAAAAAUAAUGAGUACAAUAAAUUUACUGUUCUUAA
This is a messenger RNA of Fopius arisanus, 2375 nucleotides long. RefSeq names its product transferrin. Lineage: Eukaryota; Metazoa; Arthropoda; Insecta; Hymenoptera; Braconidae. Gene Ontology annotation, cellular component: recycling endosome; plasma membrane; early endosome. Gene Ontology annotation, biological process: iron ion transport. The record is from RefSeq and is a predicted model, not a curated record. The transcript has 8 exons. The coding region runs from base 98 to 2275 and encodes 725 amino acids.